Cantharellus anzutake is the source of this 942-nucleotide messenger RNA. RefSeq lists its product as uncharacterized. The coding region runs from base 1 to 942 and encodes 313 amino acids. The transcript has 4 exons. Lineage: Eukaryota; Fungi; Basidiomycota; Agaricomycetes; Cantharellales; Hydnaceae. The record is from RefSeq and is a predicted model, not a curated record.
AUGCGGCAAUCUGUACUUGAACAUCUGGGAGAAGUCCAAAACCGAUGCUUCUGGCCACACGAUUCUCCUGGAACUGGCAAGACCGCAAUUUCUCUAAGCAUCGCUUCGACUCUUGCUAAUCAAGGAAGACUGGCAGUGUCAUUCUUCUGGGAUAAGAAUCAAAAAGACAGUGGGCUCGACUCCGCUGAAAUGUUUCCAUCUACACUUGCGCAACAACUUGCAAUCUUCAGUGAGGACUUCAAAUUGUCACUUGUAAAACAUCUUCAGUGGGAGGACCUAGAAUUAGCUUCAGAGCAAGUGAAGGCUCUCAUCAUCAGCCCAAUGUGUGAUCUGGAGGAGUUGUGGCUGUUGAGCGAGAAAUGCUUCAUUAUCAUUCUUGACAGCUUAGAUGAAUGUGGGGAUCAGGAAACACUUGAGAACUUGAUGAAGGCUGUGCUACUGCUGGAUGGUCUACCGAUCAACUUUGCAGUGUUUGUUGGUUCUUGUCCAAAAACACAAAUAAUUUUGGCUUCGACUGCAAAAUUUGGUCCUGCCUACAGAAACCUUCCUUGCGAGGAUCUGGAUAAUUACAAGCACAACCCCACCAUCCUGAGGAUGGUCCAGGAGAAGCUCGUUGACUCUUGUUGUGGGUUGCCCAUUAUUGCUGAAAUAUGGAUUCAUGAUUUUGAAUACUUUUGCAAUCUCCAAGAUGCGCCUACCGAUGUUCAUUCUGAAUACCUGUGGUCAUGGGGAUUGUCAUAUCCAUACAUACCCGAUCCUGAUCCGACUCCCGGACCCCCAUCUUCAUCACCUCUGGAGUCCUACCCUACCUCUAUCUGCUCCGAUAUUCACCUUCGGACCGAACAUCACUCCUCUCACCACCCUCCUCCUCUUACUCCUCCUCACUCCUCAUGUCACCUCCACCCUUCCAUCCCUCUCCUACCCUACUUCCGUCUGCUCUGA